Molecule: messenger RNA, 1137 nt
Organism: Cordyceps militaris CM01
Lineage: Eukaryota; Fungi; Ascomycota; Sordariomycetes; Hypocreales; Cordycipitaceae
Exons: 3
Coding region: 1-1137 (378 amino acids)
Source: RefSeq, a predicted model, not a curated record
AUGGCAUCAGCUUAUUUCCGCCAUCGCGAUUCGCUCGAGGGCCUUAUCGACUUCUCAUCGAGCCCUCCGCUUACAGAGGAAGCUCGAAAUCAAGCGGAAACUAGAUUCUAUGCUAUUGUCGACCACUUUCGUGACCAAAAUCCUUCUAACGACGAAUACGACCGAACAGCGCUUGUACGCUAUACAUACGAAUAUGCAUUGACUGAAAAAGCCAAAUACAAUCUCUUGCAGGCAUUCUUUGGAUCUCUCACCAUACCUCUGACCGAUACAGUGGAUGUUGAUUUGACAAACAAGCAGAGAGAAAACGAAAUUUGGUCGAAUCUAGCAGGAUUUGCUGAUUACCUGUUUAAUAACUUCUUCCUGCCUUUAAAAGCUUCCACUAAACGAACCCCUCAACCCUCCCCAGCAUAUCACUCCGCGACACAACGCACACGUGUUGGGGGCCAGUCAUUCGUGGGAACGUCAUCACGGCUCUCAAGACUCCGAGGCAUGUGCCUUAUACGCGACCGCCAUCGAUGUGUCAUCUCACGCAGCUUUGAUGGAAAAAAAGCUCGCGAACGAAUAAAACAGUCAGGUGCUGAGGCAAGGGAUGAUGAUGGGCAGCUUCUUACAGGACAAACGGUUGAGUACUUGGAAGUUGCUCAUAUUUUACCGCACUCGUUAGUUAAGACGAAGUCGAAAGUCACGCUUGAUUCUUCGCGCGAAGCAGCUCUGCAGAUUCUGAAUAUGUUUGACACGGAUGUCGUGCAUUUUAUCGAAGGCCCUGAGAUCGACAGACCUCGAAAUGCCUUGACACUGACUCUGAAUCUGCAUCAGAGUUUUGGCGACUUCGAAAUAUACUUUGAACCCGAGGCACAGGCAAACACAUAUCGGAUCAAAACUUUUCUUCCCACGAUCCAUAACUUCUUGCCUGUUACGCGUGAGCUGUUUCUGACAGAAGAUCGCACCAUUGAGCCACCCUCACCACGUUUCCUUGCCAUUCACAGAGCAAUCGCUCAUAUCCUUCAUCUUUCCGCGGCAGGAGCCUACAUCGAUACCAUUCUGAAUGACUUUGACAAGGAAAUUGUGCGAGCCGAUGGAACAACACAUCUCGGCCAACUGGUAACCCUCAGGGUUAAUGGCUGGCUGUCCAGUUAA